CACAACCUCACAUGGCAGCAACACCACCACCCUUGCCCCAGUCCCGCAGGACAGCAGCCCCAAUCCCGCAUGGAGCAACACGGACACAUGGUAACGCUCUCUCUGUUCCCUGCACAGAAAUGCUGCCCAGGCCCACGGUGACACCAAACCAAACCCUGGUGCUGGAGAACGGGACCUUCACCCUCACGUGUAACAGCUCCCCCAGCACCGACACCGUGCUCUGGCUCCGGGAUGGGGCAUCCCUCGUGCCCAGUGAGCGGCUGGGGCUGUCCCCUGACAACCGGACCCUCACGGUGCUGGGUGCCAUCCGGGACGACGCCGGCACCUACCAGUGCAAGGUCGGGAACCCCGUCAGCACCAACCGCAGCGAGCCCAGCACCGUGACGGUGGCCUAUGGGCCGCACUCUACCAGGAUAGACCCGCCAGCACCAAUCGCCCUGACUCUUGGGUCCCCUCUGACCCUGACGUGUGUCGCCGACUCUAUCCCAGCCCUGAGCUAUCGCUGGGUUCUCAAUGGCACCGACACUAAGGAGACCGGGAGCAGCUUGACCUUUAACCCCACGACCUUGGAUCACCAGGGCACGUACGAGUGCCGGGUUCACAACCCCGUCACCGGCCGCACUGCCUGGGCGUCUGUCGCCGUGCGGGUGACAGGGACGGGUGAGUCCCCGGGAUGGAGCAACGCGCUGCAGACACAGGGAUCCCAGUGCUGGCACCAAUGCCCCAGUGCGGUGCUAGGCGGUGCCAGGCUGCAGGGAGCCGGGUGGGGGGAUUGUGGCUGAACGUCUGAUCCAACCUCCCCCCCGGCAUCUCUCCUCCAGAUGCCCCUCGUCCAGUUCUCUCUGCUGGAGCCAUCGCCGGGAUCGUCAUUGGGUCA
This is a messenger RNA of Chrysemys picta bellii (western painted turtle), 877 nucleotides long. Lineage: Eukaryota; Metazoa; Chordata; Testudines; Emydidae. The record is from RefSeq and is a predicted model, not a curated record.